Molecule: messenger RNA, 3350 nt
Organism: Brassica napus (rape)
Lineage: Eukaryota; Viridiplantae; Streptophyta; Magnoliopsida; Brassicales; Brassicaceae
Exons: 3
Coding region: 2728-3204 (158 amino acids)
Source: RefSeq, a predicted model, not a curated record
GCGUAUAUAGAAUCAACAUAAACAAUUAAUAUGCAGAAUCAGGUGUAAUAAUAAUUUAACUCAAGAAGAUUGGAGCCAGAGGCGGGCCCACUAAGACAAAUAUGGUGUAAAAUAACACCCCUUAAAUAUGAUAAAUUUGAAAAUGCUGAUAGAAACAUUGAAGAUUUUUCAGCAUUUUUGGUUUGAAGUGUACUUUGACCUAGAUUAAAAUGAAUUCUGAGCCCACCACUGAUUGGAGCUAAUGUGAAGUAACAUGCAGUCGUUAAGUGAGAGUUUAGUUUACUUGUGUAAGAAAAUUUACCAUUUCAUAAAGUGACGUGGCAUCCAAAAAAUGAAUAAGUAUCUCGAUAAUAAGAAAAAAUUCUAAGGUAUACAAGACAGAACCUCCCAAAGAUUAGGUUAUAUGAAACAGAGAGAUCAAGCUUGGCUCAGUGUUUAGAGUUUUGGUGAACGAGGAUUCUUGUGAGAGACACAACUGUAGUCGUGAAAAACCUUGACACUACAAAAAAAAGGUUGAUGUGCAAGGGAAAAACUUUGCAAGGGAUUUGCUUGGGACAAUGUUCCCUUGCAAAAUGAUUUUAGUCAAUAUUCUCUUCAAAAAUUUUGCAAGGGAUAUAUUUUUCUCGAAAAUACUUAGCGAAUUUACUAAUUGUUUUUUUUUAACGCUAGAUAAUAAUGUUAUUACAAAUUAUAAAAAAUAUUACAUAUAAUUCUACAGUCGACAUUUCAACCGGUCUUAAGAGAAUUCACGACUGACUGCAUCACCUGAGCUGCCGUAUGGGAUAUGUGCUUAACGGUACCCCUUACGCCUUGUUGCAGAUCUCUUGAUGUAGAAGCACUAAUGAACCAUUAGUCAAACCACUAGACCAAAAGGGCUUCCGCAUUUUUUCUAGUUGUUUAAUAUACACUUUCACAAUUUCUUAGAAAAUCUAUUGGAUAUGAGCAACGGAUCUGGAUUGUUCCCUCACAAUUUUCUAGCAAAAUUUCUAGGAAUUUACAAGGGAACUUUUUUUUUAUCAAAUACUGGGAAUAAAUCUACUCCGGAACUAGAAGAAGCGCCUAAAUUACUAAGAACAAAUAGUCAUUCAUUCCCAACAUAUGCAACAACAAUUUUUUUUAAAAAAAAAAUUACAAUAUUUUGAAUACAUUGUAAACUAAACAUAAACCAAACCAGUAGUAUAAUUAAUCUAAUAAUUUUUAAUUAAUUUAAGAAUUUUAAUUAAACUAAUUAAACCAUGUACUAAAAAAAUCCUAAACAACCCCUAAACUACCAAACCCUAACCUACCAAACUCUAAACAAAACCCUAAACUAACAAACCAUAAAAGAAGCCCUAAUCUACCAAACCCUCAACAAAACAUUAAACUACCAAACCCUAAACGAAGCCCUAAACUACCAAACCAAAUCUACUUACCGUAUACCAAACGCUAAACUACAUUAAAUCAAACCCUAAACUACGAAACACCUAAACACUUGUGGUGGUGGCUUGCCGCGGGCGUUCCUGUGUGGGCUUUCUCCGGCGAGGCGAGGAAAGAUAGCUGGAGAGGAGAUACGACAAGGCUCUGAGUAGGUGAGAGAGUGAGUAGAUCCGAUGAGGCUAUGGCUCAAUGAGAGAGAGUUGAUCCACAGAGGUUGUGAGAACGAGGAAGAAGAGCACCUUUGGCAAGGAAGAAAGUUGGCUUCGGCGAGGAAGAAUAGUAGAUCCGACGAGAGUGAGAGAAAACAAGAUCAGUUCGGCGUCAGGAAGAGGUCUCCGGGUUUCGUUUAUGGGUUUUUGUAAAUAAUUCGGAAAAUCAAUUCUAGUUUAUUACAAGUUUCAUUGUGUGUUUCGGUUUUGGAACAUGAUUCCCAACACUUAAACUAAUUUCCUGAUAUACUCCAUAUCUAGUUUGUCAAGUUUCUGACACUGGACAAAUUUCCCGAAAUAUUUACCGAAGUACAUUUUGAAACACUAUACUUUCAUAUUAAAUACAUUAUCCAAAACCAAAACCGUAAAGAAAACCCAAACGAAACCCCAAAACAAUUUUUCUUAGGUUAUGUAGAUUCUUGGUCUGGACUGCUGAACCGGCUGGGGUUAGCUGUUGAAGCCGGAUUUUUCAAUCCGGACUCUCUGUUCGGUUAGUGUUUGAAGGUCAAGACAUUGAAGGCCGGUGGUAUUGGGUCUAUUCUGGAUAUGCGCCUCCGACGUUAAUACUAUUAGUACAAGCACAUCAAACAGAUCCUUUGGUUACUAAUAGUUUGGUCACAUAAUAGAUUUUUGAAAUAGACUUAGUUUCGUCGUGCAUGUACUUGAAGUCGAAUUUAGGAGGAUUAAGGGAUGAUUCAUCUGAAUCGUGGAGUGAAUUCAUCUAAAUGUAGUUGAAAAUACAAUGAUGGAGAUUAAGUAGACUUGAAUCUAAUUUAGUGAUUCAUAGUGAUACUAGAUAACAUUAUAGUACCUGUAAUAUAAUCUAUGUUGAGGUUAAAGCUUUGUACCAAAAUUAAUGUGAAGUUGAGCAAAAAUAGAAAAAGAAAUAAAACAUUUUUGGAAAUGGCUUAAAGACGUCUUGGAGAUGCUCUCAUGUCAGCGGUUAUUGUUAAUAACCGGAAGAUGCCAAAGAACUAGAGUUUGGAAUCUUGUCGGUUAUUGAUCCGGUUUAUCAUCCCUGCGAUCGAUUUCCAUAAGCUACCUGGUUUUGAUCUCCAUAACUAGUACUAGAGUUUGAAGAUCCCAAACGUGAAGGAAAGAUAUGGAAAAAAAACCAAGAAAUCUUUUUAUGGUUUCUUCUCUUUUAAUGGCGUUUUUAUUUGCUUAUUCUGCAUCUGUACAGCUUAAUGAUUCUGAUUGGUAUCUUUGGUUUCCUCUGUACGCACUAGCUUCUGCAGUUAAUCUGAUCAACUCCAGAAGAAUAUGUAAUAAAUCAAGAAGAAUUAGACAGAUGACGAGUACAGCUCUUAGCUUGGGUUUGUUCUUGUUGGUUAAAGUCAUUACGGAGGAUGUCAUAACAGAGAGAGUUGGAAUCUUGUCUUUGGAUCUCACUCAUAGAGUUGUGAGAGAGAAGAUCGGAAGUGGUUUGGUGAUAGCUUCUAUGGUUCUGCAACUACAAGCUUCUUGUUCAAAACGGAAAGAGAAGUCCGUUGACUUUGGGAUGGCUGCAACUGUAAUCUUUGGCUAUGGACUUCCCUUUUGGUUCUUCACUAUACAGAAUGGAGAAAUCAAGAUUUGACUCCUUUUCUUGUUGGUUAUGUAUGUUUUAUUCAUUUUGCAACUUGUUAAUUUAUAUCGCAAGAAAUUUUCACCAACAUAAAAUUUGAAUUUUCUUCAAUCUGUAACAGAAAAACGAACAAUAUUUGGUCGAUCGCAACAUGCAAA